Carassius carassius (crucian carp) is the source of this 6752-nucleotide messenger RNA. Its product is annotated as receptor-type tyrosine-protein phosphatase beta-like. The record is from RefSeq and is a predicted model, not a curated record. The coding region runs from base 16 to 6519 and encodes 2167 amino acids. Gene Ontology annotation, molecular function: protein tyrosine phosphatase activity; cadherin binding. The transcript is spliced from 33 exons. Gene Ontology annotation, biological process: angiogenesis; protein dephosphorylation. NCBI's taxonomy places the organism in Eukaryota, Metazoa, Chordata, Actinopteri, Cypriniformes, Cyprinidae.
CUGAGAUGUGUCUUUAUGAGCUCUUGUUGUGUCUGUUGCUCAUCAGCACCAGGAUCGGCGGAUCAUCUCAAGCUGGAAGCCCUUAAUGAGAAGACCCUGCGGUUGUCCUGGUCUCCUCCUGAUGGAGACUGGGAUUUCUACCGUAUCCUGCUGUUCAAUGGCUCUUCUGUGCUGAUGAACCAGACGAUUGAAAGUAAUCUUGUGGAGUUCAGCUUCACUAACUGGACUCUGAUUCCAGGCCGUCUGUACAGAGCUGCUGUGAGUGUGGAGAGCGGAUAUCUGAGCUCAACCGCAGGCUGCCAUGGGAGACUAGCUCCCCGGUCUGUUCAGAGACUGAAUGUCCGUCACAGUACAGAGACCUCUCUGAGCGCUGUGUGGAACCAUCCUGUCGGUGAGUGGGACAACUACACCGUCCUGCUGAAGGAUGAAGACAUGACUGUGGACACACAGACAUUAGCCCAUGAUUCACAGGAAUGCAACUUUAAUAACCUGAUGUCUGGACAUACCUAUACGAUCACUGUGAUGACCAAUAGUGGAGAUCUGAGUAGUUCGGCCCACAUCACAGGAAGAACCAUCCCUGCACAGGUCACAAAGCUGCGGGUCAGCAAUCAGGGCAGCACAGAUGCUCUGCAGGUAUGCUGGGACGGGUCAGCCGGUGAGGUGGAUCUGUACCGAGUGCUCCUCAUCUACGACAGCGUGGUCAUGAAGAAUGAAAGUGUACCACCCAAUGUCACCUCCUACCACUUCCAGGGCUUGAGAUCCGGUGCUUUGUACAGGACAGUGGUGACCACACUGCACAGGGGUGACCUCUCACGCCAGACGGUGGCUGAUGGACGCACAGCACCAGGAUCGGCGGCUCAUCUCAAGCUGGAAGCCCUUAAUGAGAAGACCCUGCGGUUGUCCUGGUCUCCUCCUGAUGGAGACUGGGAUUUCUACCGUAUCCUGCUGUUCAAUGGCUCUUCUGUGCUGAUGAACCAGACGAUUGAAAGUAAUCUUGUGGAGUUCAGCUUCACUAACUGGACUCUGAUUCCAGGCCGUCUGUACAGAGCUGCUGUGAGUGUGGAGAGCGGAUAUCUGAGCUCAACCGCAGGCUGCCAUGGGAGACUAGCUCCCCGGUCUGUUCAGAGGCUGAAUGUCCGUCACAGUACAGAGACCUCUCUGAGCGCUGUGUGGAACCAUCCUGUCGGUGAGUGGGACAACUACACCGUCCUGCUGAAGGAUGAAGACAUGACUGUGGACACACAGACAUUAGCCCAUGAUUCACAGGAAUGCAACUUUAAUAACCUGAUGUCUGGACAUACCUAUACGAUCACUGUGAUGACCAAUAGUGGAGAUCUGAGUAGUUCGGCCCACAUCACAGGAAGAACCAUCCCUGCACAGGUCACAAAGCUGCGGGUCAGCAAUCAGGGCAGCACAGAUGCUCUGCAGGUAUGCUGGGACGGGUCAGCCGGUGAGGUGGAUCUGUACCGAGUGCUCCUCAUCUACGACAGCGUGGUCAUGAAGAAUGAAAGUGUACCACCCAAUGUCACCUCCUACCACUUCCAGGGCUUGAGAUCCGGUGCUUUGUACAGGACAGUGGUGACCACAGUGCACAGGGGUGACCUCUCACGCCAGACGGUGGCUGAUGGACGCACAGCACCAGGAUCGGCGGCUCAUCUCAAGCUGGAAGCCCUUAAUGAGAAGACCCUGCGGUUGUCCUGGUCUCCUCCUGAUGGAGACUGGGAUUUCUACCGUAUCCUGCUGUUCAAUGGCUCUUCUGUGCUGAUGAACCGGACGAUUGAAAGUAAUCUUGUGGAGUUCAGCUUCACUAACUGGACUCUGAUUCCAGGCCGUCUGUACAGAGCUGCUGUGAGUGUGGAGAGCGGAUAUCUGAGCUCAACCGCAGGCUGCCAUGGGAGACUAGCUCCCCGGUCUGUUCAGAGGCUGAAUGUCCGUCACAGUACAGAGACCUCUCUGAGCGCUGUGUGGAACCAUCCUGUCGGUGAGUGGGACAAUUACACCGUCCUGCUGAAGGAUGAAGACAUGACUGUGGACACACAGACAUUAGCCCAUGAUUCACAGGAAUGCAACUUUAAUAACCUGAUGUCUGGACAUACCUAUACGAUCACUGUGAUGACCAAUAGUGGAGAUCUGAGUAGUUCGGCCCACAUCACAGGAAGAACCAUCCCUGCACAGGUCACAAAGCUGCGGGUCAGCAAUCAGGGCAGCACACAUGCUCUGCAGGUAUGCUGGGACGGGUCAGCCGGUGAGGUGGAUCUGUACCGAGUGCUCCUCAUCUACGACAGCGUGGUCAUGAAGAAUGAAAGUGUACCACCCAAUGUCACCUCCUACCACUUCCAGGGCUUGAGAUCCGGUGCUUUGUACAGGACAGUGGUGACCACAGUGCACAGGGGUGACCUCUCACGCCAGACGGUGGCUGAUGGACGCACAGUUCCAGCCGCAGUUAGAGAUGUGACGGUGAGCAACAAUGGGCGCAUGGACUUCCUGAGCGUGUCCUGGAGAGCAGCUGAAGGAGACGUGGACAGUUACUCGGUCACUCUGAGAAAUCGGGAGAGAACCAUUCAUUCCCUCACCAUGUCUAAGUUCAGUACAGAGUGUGUUUUUAAGUCUCUGGUGUCUGGAUGUCUCUACAACAUCUCUAUCAGUACCCGAAGUGGAGAGUAUGAAAACCACACUGUGGUUCAUGAGCGCACACAACCUUCCACAGUGCUGAACCCUACAGCCACACAUAUGGCUCGUGAUGACCAUCUAAAGGUGUACUGGCGGCAUGCAGCUGGAGACUUUGACUACUAUCAUGUCUCCAUCAAGCACAACAACAUGUUCCACCAGAACAAGACAGUCCCCAAGACUCAGAACGAAUGUGUGUUCAGUGGGCUGGUACCAGGCAGACUCUACACUGUGAUUGUCAGCACAUGGAGUGGGAAAUAUAAGUCUAGUGUCUCAACUCAUGGAAGGACAUUGCCAGCAGGAGUAUGGAACCUGACGCUAGCUGACAGUGGCACAGAGGAUCUGCUGGUGACGUGGGUUUCUGCUCCCGGAGAUGUGGAUCAUUAUGAAGUUCAGCUGCUCUUUAAUGACAUGAAGGUGUUUCCACCGAUCACAUUAACCAGCAGCACCAACAGAUACCUGCUCUCUUCACUCACCCCUGGAAGACUCUACAAAAUUGUGGUGUCCACCUUUAGUGGACCAAACCUCAGUGUGCAGUUUAUCAAAGGCAGAACAGUUCCCAGUAAAGUGAAGAACAUUCAUAUCAGUAAUGCCGGUCAGAGCAGCAGUCUUAGAGUGAAUUGGACACCUGGACAGGGCGAUGUGGACCGGUACGCUGUGUCACUGUCCCAGAUGGGUGGUCAGGCAGAGGAGAAAUCAGUCCCUAAACAUGUGAAUGAGAUCAUUUUCCAGGGUCUAUUGCCAGGACAACAGUACAUGAUAACCAUAACAUCAAUCAGUGGAUCUCUGAUCAAUAACAGCACAGCAACAGGACGAACAGUACCCUCUUCUGUGACUGCUCUACUGGUGGACCAGCACAGCACGUCUAGUCUGCUGGUGUCAUGGCAGCCGGGUCGAGGGGUGUAUGACAGCUAUCAACUGCAGCUGCUAGAUGACAGAGGAACUCUGGUGUCUAAUAGCUCUCAAACUGCAGAAGCCAGCCAGCAUAACUUCAGACAGCUCACUCCAGGAAGAAAAUAUCGCAUCAUGAUGCAAACCAUCAGUGGAGGAAUCAGCAGCAAAGAUGUCAUUACUGAGGGCAGAACCAGUCCAGCGACUGUUAAUAACCUGUCCAUCAUAAGCAACUCAACCACAAGCCUGUCGUUCCACUGGGAUCUGCCAGACGGGGAGUUUGAUGGAUUUGAUGUUUUUCUGUAUGCUAGAGAUGAAAGCUUGCAUGAUCAGAAAACAGUAAUGGUGAACAGGCAGGACUGUUCUUUCCAGAACCUUCAACCUGGGAUGCUGUACAAGGUGGUUGUUCUGACCCGCAGUGGAGAUCAGACCAAUAACACAUCCAUCUGGGCCCGGACAGUUCCUGCAGCUGUGACUUUCUUGCAUGCUGACAGUAGAACAAGCUCUGAGAGUCUGUGGUUGAGCUGGAAACAGGCCGGGGGUGAAGUGAGCAGCUACACCCUCCUGAUCUUCAAUCCUGAUGGGACUCAACAUGCGGAUCAGAGUUUGGGCCCGGAGAGCAGAAGUUACAUGUUUGAAAGGCUGGUGCCUGGACGACUUUACAAGGCCAUUGUCCUUACACACAGUGGAGAUCUAACAAACAUUGCAAAUACUACUGGCAGGACAGACCCUAUGCCGCCAGUCUCAUUCUCCUUUGGAGAAAUUACUAACACUUCACUGGAGAUCACCUGGAGCAGUCCAGAAAACACUGAUUAUGAUGACUUUGACCUUCAGUGGAGCCCCAGGGACCAUCUGUCUGUGUUCAACCCCUACCACAGCCCUACAUCUGGAAACUGUAUUCUGAAAGGCAUGUACCCUGGCCGUCAGUACAACAUCAGCCUGCGUACAGUCAGCGGUGGUGGAACCAACAACCCUACCUACAGCUCUUCGGUCCACAGGAGCAUCAGGACAAAGCCUGAGCGUGUCCAGAGUCUGCACUGCCGUCCUCAGAACGCUACAGCCAUUUCCUGUUCCUGGAGUCCCCCCGAAGCUGACUUUGACUCAUACACCAUAGAGUGCUUGAGAAAGGACUCUCAGAGAAUGGUGUACUCACAGCGCACAGUCAAAGAGAACACCAUCUAUCUGAUCAAAGAUCUGGAGCCUCAUAAGCAGUACAUUGUCUCUGUCAAAGUCAUCUCUGACAGUAUGACCAGUGAGGCAGUCAUGGAAAAUGUGGUCACAAUGAUAGACCGUCCACCUCUGCCCUCAAUUCGCAUCGAUGAGAAUACAGUUCAGGUUACCAAGUCAACCAUAUUCUUCCAGUUCAACUGCAGCUGGUUCAGUGAUAUCAACGGUGCUGUGAAAUACUUCACCAUCAUCAUAACUGAAUCUGCUGACAGUGAAAACCAGCAUCCAUACCAGCAUCAUCCUCUUCCCUCAUACCUGGACUACAGAUCCAACAGCUCCGUCAAAGCUUAUCAGACCAGUUACUUCCUCGGCCACUGCGAAGAGAGCCAAAACACAGUGCAGGAGUUUGAGAUUUAUCUGGGAUCAGGCAUGGAGAGACUUGGAGGAAGAUGUGAUCAGAAAACAUCAAUUGAUGCCUCGCAACAGCAAGCGAUCUACUGUGAUGGCCAACUGAAACCCAAGACAGCAUACAGACUCAGUAUUCGAGCGUUUACAAAACUUUUUGAUGAGAAAGAUGAGGAGUUUAUCUCUCCGCUCUAUACUGAUACAUACCUGUCCAAGCCCAUCACGACUGACGCAGAGCCAUUGAGUGGGGUCAUCGAAGGGGUCAGUGCUGGACUCUUCCUCAUCGCCACCAUGGUGGGACUAAUUGUUCUGCUGAUCUGCAGACGGAAAGUCCACAAAAUGAGUGCACAAGAGCCUGUGGUCAGAAUGAGUUUGAGAAGAGAAAGACAACCCCCAGGAACUCAUGUCAUUGUUAGAGGGAACCGUCGUGUCUCAAGUCCCAUCAGCUUCACAAAUUUUGAGUCACAUUUAACUAAACUUCGAGCAGAUUCCAGCUACCUCCUGUCUGAGGAAUAUGAGGACCUGAAGGAUGUUGGUCGUAACCAACCUCAAGACGCAGCGUUAUUGCCUGAAAACAGAGGCAAAAAUCGCUACAACAAUAUACUGCCUUAUGAUUCUACAAGGGUGAAGCUGUCCUAUGUUGAUGAUGACUCCUGCUCAGAUUAUAUUAAUGCCAGCUAUAUUCCUGGCAAUAACUUCAGACGGGAGUAUAUAGCAACUCAGGGUCCUUUGCCCGGCACUAAAGAUGAUUUCUGGAAGAUGGUCUGGGAGCAGAAUGUGCACAACAUAGUUAUGGUGACACAGUGUGUUGAGAAAGGAAGGGUGAAGUGUGACCAUUACUGGCCAUUUGAUCAGGAGCCCCUGUAUUAUGGGGAUCUGGUCGUUCAGAUGCAGUCAGAAUCUGUGCUGCCCGAAUGGACCAUCCGAGAAUUCAAGAUCUGUAAUGAGGAACAGCUGAACUAUUCCCGAGUCGUACGUCAGUUUCAUUACACUGUGUGGCCGGAUCAUGGAGUUCCAGAGAUCACACAGUCACUCAUUCAGUUUGUGCGGACUGUGAGAGACUAUAUCAACCGGACGCCCGUCUCUGGAGCCACUGUAGUGCACUGCAGUGCUGGAGUGGGGCGCACCGGAACCUUUAUUGCUCUUGACAGAGUCCUUCAGCAGCUGGACACUGGAGACACAGUGGACAUCUACAGUGUUGUGUUUCACCUGAGGAUUCAUCGCACACACAUGGUGCAGACAGAGUGCCAGUACUCGUACCUCUAUCAGUGCGUGCGAGACGUGCUCCGUGCGAGAAAACUGCGCAGUGAACAGGAGAACCUUUUGUAUCCCAUCUAUGAAAAUGUGCAUCCGGAUUACCACAGAGAUGUGGUCUACUCCAAACGCUGAUGUGCAGGUGGAUAAAAAAGUGGCCGAACACAUAUGUAAAAAUGUAUUUGAAAAUGAAUUUAUGUUAAUAUGCUACAGUAUGUGUAUGCCUAGAUGUAACAGAAUUAUAUCAUGUACACAUAUUAUUCAACAUUAAUUCAGAGUUUGUUAAUUCUUGCAUAAUAUAUUGUACAUCACUAAUUAAAUGUUGUAGCUAAUUUUAUAUUAAUAAAAGAUAUUACAAAACAACAGUA